AUGGGAAGGUGCAAACUCAAGGAACGCGAACGGGAUGCUGGCUACUGCCUCCUCUUCGUCGAAAACCUCAAAGGAGCCGCAUUCGAAUGGUUUUCUCAUCUGAAACGAAACUCCAUUGGAAGUUUCCGUCAGCUCGCCUCAGAGUUUCUCAAACAAUAUUCCAUGUUCAUGGACGGGGAAACCUCAGACAUCGACCUUUGGAGUCUAUUUCAAAGAGAAGGCGAACCACUCCGCGAACUCAUGAACAUGUUCAAGCUGGUAAUGGCAAGAGUCACAGGAAUCAGCGAUAAAGUGGCAGUCGACGCUUUGCGGAAAACUCUUUGUUACAGGUCGAAACUCCGGCAAUGGAUAUUCCUUGAAAAACCGAGAACAACCCAGGACGCUCUUCACAAGGCAACGGACUUCAUCAUGAUGGAUGAAGAGAUGAAAUUCCUCUCCCAGAAGUACAACCCGCAGAAGACGUCCGCAAGAAGGAAAAACCCUCGCAACAACAGGUAUGUCCACCACGAGGGAAAAGAUCUCCAGGGCGAGCAUAAUUACGCUAUCAACUCCGAACAGGGAAAGACUUCCGGAAAUACCUGGACCAGGAACCAGUUCAAGAAUAAUUCCUACUGCGAGUUCCAUCAGACCAGAGGUCAUUCCACUAUGAACUGCAAGGUUCUCGGCGCAAGGCUUGCUGCGAAGCUCCUCGCCGGCAAAAUUUCAAAGGUCACAGGCAUAAAAGACCUCCUCCUGGAUUCCGAUCGCCCUCCCAAAACUGAUAAAGAUUCCCCCGAAAAUGACACCCGCAAAAAUCAGUCGGGCGAGAAACGCGGAAGGAGGCAGGAUGACCGAGGAAACGACAGCAACCGUCGAAGGGCUGAGACGAGUUCAAGCUGGCUGGCUCGGUUCCCAUCUGAUGACGCCCCUAACGAUAAGAUCGUCUUUGAAGAGCGGGAAACCAUCGGAAUCGACAAACCUCACUGCGACCCAUUGUUUAUCGAUCUGGUAAUCCGAGACCUGGAAGUGGGAAGGAUCCUUAUCGACACGGGAAGCACAGUCAACGUCAUCUUCUGUGAUACCCUCCGGAGGAUGAACAUUGAACUUGGAGAAGUCGUCCCGGAACCAAAACCUCUCACCGGUUUCUCAGGUGCAACGUCAAUGACCCUCAGAUCAAUCAAACUCCCAGUGGUGGCUAAAGAGGUGACAAAAAUCAUUGACUUCGCGGUAGUCGAUAACCCGACCAUCUACAAUUUCAUCAUGGGAACUCCUUGGAUCAAUGCCAUGAAAGCAGUACCGUCGACUUACCACCUUGGCAUCAAGUUCCUAACUCCAAACGGAACAGCUGUAAUCUGGGGUUGCCAGAAACAGUCUAGGCUCUGCUUCUUGGCCGAGCAUAAACUACGACAAACUCGGAACACCCCCGCGGUCAACCCGAAGCGGGCUAAGAAAGCUCAAAACGCUCCCGAGAGCUCCAUAAAAAGUGAUCCAGAAUCACCCGACCAGGCAACGACUCCAGACAGCGACAUAGUCCCCGAGUCCAUCGCCUUGCCAGCGGACAGCCCGACUCCUGAAACGUUCAUCGAUCCAAAUGAAGCCCCAACGGCUGAAGUAACCGGAACGAUCCCAUCCAGCGAGUAG
Brassica napus (rape) is the source of this 1620-nucleotide messenger RNA. RefSeq lists its product as uncharacterized. The transcript has 2 exons. Bases 1 to 1620 code for a protein of 539 amino acids. The record is from RefSeq and is a predicted model, not a curated record. Lineage: Eukaryota; Viridiplantae; Streptophyta; Magnoliopsida; Brassicales; Brassicaceae.